This is a messenger RNA of Canariomyces notabilis, 1371 nucleotides long. Its product is annotated as glycoside hydrolase family 76 protein. Bases 1 to 1371 code for a protein of 456 amino acids. The transcript is spliced from 2 exons. NCBI's taxonomy places the organism in Eukaryota, Fungi, Ascomycota, Sordariomycetes, Sordariales, Chaetomiaceae. The record is from RefSeq and is a predicted model, not a curated record. Gene Ontology annotation, molecular function: mannan endo-1,6-alpha-mannosidase activity. Gene Ontology annotation, biological process: carbohydrate catabolic process; fungal-type cell wall biogenesis.
AUGAGGCUACUUGGACUGGCUGGCUUUCUGGGUGUGGUGUUGAGGUCGGUGGCGGCAAUCGACUUGGUCCUCGGCGAUGAAGCAUCCGUCAAAGAGGCAGCAAGCACAAUAGCAUUCGGCCUGGUCAAAUACUACACGGGAAACUACACAGGCGAUACUCCCGGCAACCUUCCUGACCCCUACUUCUGGUGGGAGUGUGGGGCUAUGUUUGGGACCCUAAUCGACUACUGGGCACUCACUGGAGAUGACUCUUACAACGCCAUCACGUUGCAGGCAAUCACUCACCAAGGGACCCCGAUGGGCGAUUUCAUGCCCCGAAACCAGUCUCGGACGCUCGGCAACGACGAUCAAGGCUUCUGGGGGUUGGCUGCUAUGUCGGCCGCCGAAACAAACUUCCCGAAUCCCCCGCCGGAUCAGCCGCAAUGGCUCGCUCUGGCCCAGUCCCUCUUCAACCAGUGGGUGUCGCGCUGGGAUGAAGAAUUCUGCGACGGCGGCCUGCGCUGGCAAAUUUUCACUUUCAACAACGGCUACAAUUACAAGAACAGCAUCUCCAACGGAUGCUUUAUCAACAUCGCUGCCCGUCUAGCGCGGUUUACGGGGAACCAGACAUACGCAGACUGGGCCGCCAAGGUUUGGGAAUGGCAGGAGUCCAUAGGCCUGAUCAGCCCGGAGUACGAAAUCCGCGAUGGCAUGAGCAUCAACCUAACGGACAACUCGUGCAAGCGCAUGGACACGACCCUGUGGACCUACAAUGCGGGCAUCUUUUUGCACGGGGCGGCUGUCAUGUACAACUUGACAAACGGCUCGGCGGUGUGGGAGCGGCGCGUUGACGGGAUCUUGCGGACCGCGUCGGAGCGCUUCUUCACCGACGGCAUCAUGUUUGAGCAGCUGUGCGAGCCCCAUGGGACCUGCGACUACGACCAGCGCAGCUUCAAGGGGUACUUCACGCGCUGGCUGGCGGCGACAACGCAGAUGGUGCCCAAAACCUACUCCACCAUCCGCCCACUGCUUGAGACCGACGCGAAGGCGGCAGCCCGGGCGUGCACCGGCAACCCCCCGACGGGGUUCAGGGGCCACCCGGGCACCGCGUGCGGCUUCAAGUGGACCGUGGACGGCUUCGACGGCCUGGUGGGCGUCGGCGAGCAGAUGAACGCCCUGUCGGCCAUCAUGUACACCCUCGUGGACAGGGUCCCCGGGCCGCUGACGGCCGACACGGGCGGGACGUCGCGGGGUAACCCGAGCGCCGGCACCGAUGUUCAGGAUUACUGGGCCGAGAGGCCCCUCACCACCGCCGACAGGGCCGGCGCGUGGGUUCUUACGGUUGUGGUCAUGUUUGGCGUGGUCGCGGCAUGCACUUUCAUGAUGAAAUAA